UGGGAAUGCCCAUUCAUCUGUGCACUUGGGCGUUGUACUCCGCAUCUUAUUAGUAGAGGGCCAUACUUCUCCAUUUUCCCCCUCCCAAUCCGCCGAUAGCUGCAAAUCGGGAAUUUUAUAUUGCUUCCGUCCUUCAGGCUUUGUUGGCCAAGAUCGGGGAGUUUUUCUCACCAGGGUAAACUUUGUGCAUUAUUAUUUUUUUUAUAUAAGAAAAGCUCUUUCUGCACGUCUGCGAGUCUGAGCGUCUUUGUUCGUUUAUCGGAUCGGUUGGUUUCUUUUGUUGGACCGAAAGCAUGGGAGCGCAGUUUUCCAAGACCACAACAAAGGGGGAAGUCGACUCCGAAAAGCCGGGAGAAGCUGCGGUGUCGUCGGCCAAGUCUAAUGGACAGGAGAAUGGACAUGCAAAGGCCAAUGGUGAUGCAUCCCCAGCAGGGGAAGAUGGCGCCCAAGUGAACGGCAGCCCUGCAGCCGAUGAGGGUCCGAAAGAGGAGGCGGCCGAAGUCGAGGGUGGGGCUGCAGAGAAGGAGGCAGAGGAGAAGACCGAGGCCACGGCCGCUACUGACAAACCCACAGAGGAUGGGGCCACAGCCUCCAAUGGCAGCGACUCAAAGAAAAAGAAGCGUUUCUCCUUCAAGAAGCCCUUCAAGCUCAGUGGCUUCAACUUCAAGAAGAAUAAGAAGGAGGGAGGAGAAGAAGAGGAAGCAGCAGUGGCUGAGGGGGUGGCAGAGGCCCCAGCAGAGGGUAACGAUGUGGUUCCAGGCUCUCCUAGUGCGGGAGAAGGUACCACAGAGGCAAGCCAGGAGGUGAGCUCCCCACAGGAAGCCAAGUCCGAAGAAGCCGCAGAAGAAACAAAAGCGGAGUCACCCCUGGCUGAGGCCCAGCCUGAAACGGCAGAGCCCCCAGCCGUGGAAGUCCCCGUCACUGAACCUCCAACGCAAGAAACUGUGACCGAGGUAGAAGUGCCUGUCACCGCCGCGGAAUAAGCAGGGACCUCGACGGAACACCCGAAGAACCGAAGAACUUGCAUCUGAGUGUUAAUAGGCACUGGUUUUGGGGGAGAUGAACUUGUCUGCGACUGAUUCAAUUCCUGCACAGAACCCACUUUUGUCCACAGUUACCAUUCCCAGGGGUAGUGACGUGCAUGUGGAAGAGGAAUAAAACAGGAAUGGGUUGACCUACUGUAGUCCCAUCCCUCUAUCAGUAUUAAAUGGCUUUUUGUGCACAGACUUGGCAGUUUUUACAACCUAUUCUAUGAAGACACAAUGUGUAAAGGGAUUGCUGUUUUGAGGUGGAUUGAGCAGUAGUUGACACCUCCUGUAUUUAUGAACUUUAAAUGUGCAAUGGGAUUUUAUACAUAUGAGGGUUAGUAUCUAAAUCAUUUGUCUGAGCUGUACUAUUAAAGUUGACAAUUGUCAUUGUUGCAGAACAGGAGGGGAUUAGGUCAGUUAGCUUUAGAUAGUCUGUUGAUUUGUAGGAAACGUUUAAUUGGGCCAUGUCAUCUUGUAAAACCCAAGUUGCAUAGGUUUAUUGAUUUUUAUGACCUUAAUAAAAUUUUGUAUGACCAUCAGA
This is a messenger RNA of Paramormyrops kingsleyae, 1569 nucleotides long. It is a transcript of the gene marcksb, whose product is annotated as myristoylated alanine-rich protein kinase C substrate b. Lineage: Eukaryota; Metazoa; Chordata; Actinopteri; Osteoglossiformes; Mormyridae. Gene Ontology annotation, molecular function: actin filament binding; calmodulin binding. Gene Ontology annotation, biological process: central nervous system development; actin filament organization. The record is from RefSeq and is a predicted model, not a curated record. Gene Ontology annotation, cellular component: cytoplasm; actin filament bundle; plasma membrane.